Molecule: messenger RNA, 1187 nt
Organism: Exaiptasia diaphana
Lineage: Eukaryota; Metazoa; Cnidaria; Anthozoa; Actiniaria; Aiptasiidae
Exons: 1
Coding region: 434-1048 (204 amino acids)
Source: RefSeq, a predicted model, not a curated record
CUUAAAAAUAAGACAAUAUAUUGAAUAUAAUAGCAUGAAUAACGUAUUUCAUAUCUUUCAAURGAUGUAUGCCGUAAAUUGAGCAACUGUAGAAUAUGUCCGUUAAUGCAAGAGCUUUUGUUGUUGCUGUUGUUUUGUUGGAACAAGUGAGAUCUCUUCAAGCAAGUCUGCMAGAAUACAUCCCCCUCUUAAAAGGAGUUCAUGGACAACAACGAGAUAGCUUAAUCGAGAGCUAUUUCCUGCUCGGGCUAAAUUACAGCAAAAUUAUUAGCUUCCUCCUGUUGUACCAUGGGAUACGAUUAUGCUUGAGGCAGCUCAAGAGAGUAUUAGCCGCCAGAGGUUUGCGAAGACGAAGAAACUUUACACCUGUACGACAAGUUGUUGAUGCAGUUGAGGAAGAACUUGAAGUGGAUGUAGCAUAGGAUACCGACUAAUGCAUCAGAGAUUACAAAAUGAUCGUGGAAUUGUGAAAGGUCUUGACCCUGAGGGUGUUGAUUACAGAUCUAGGAGCAAGUUAAGACGAAGAAAAUACUAUGCCAAAGGUCCAAAUUUUAUAUGGCACAUAGAUGGGUACGAUAAGUUGAAACCAUUCGGUUUUUGCGUUCACGGAGCCAUUGACGGUUAUAGCAGAAGAAUUAUGUGGUUAGAAGUUGGCCCCUCAAACAGCGAUCCCCAGAUCACAUCUCAUUAUUUUAUUGACUGCAUCCGCCAGGUUGAUGGUGUUCCGCGUGUCAUAAGAGGAGAUUGUGGGAGUGAAAAUUUUUAUAUAGCUGCGAUACAGCGAUAUCUAAGGAAAGAUCAUCAGGACAGCAUGGCUGGUGUCAAGAGUUUCCUUUACAGCAAAUCUACUGCGAAUCAGCGGAUCGAGGCUUGGUGGUCGACACUCAGAAAAACCAAUACAAACUGGUGGAUCAACUACUUUAAAGAUAUGAGAGAUAGAGGGAUGUACAAUAGUGGUGAUCUUAUUCAAUCCAACUGCUUACAAUUUUGCUUUAUGCUUUAUGUGAAUUGCAUACAGUCGCCAAAAACUGGAAUUUGCAUAAAAUAAGGCCAUCGUUACAUAGUGAUUCACCACGUGGAAGACCUGAUGUCUUGUACUUCCUUCCCGACAGUCCAGACUUAAAGUCAGAAGUUGAGGAGAAUGAYCUGCUCGCGGCAGAGCAGAUCUGCGGGAAGCAGAGACCCAC